This is a messenger RNA of Porites lobata, 7876 nucleotides long. The record is from the annotation of a GenBank genome assembly. NCBI's taxonomy places the organism in Eukaryota, Metazoa, Cnidaria, Anthozoa, Scleractinia, Poritidae.
AUGGCUGCCGCAACGUUGAUGUUGGUGAGAGCGUCGGCAAGGGCUACAUUACUUGGCUCUCGCGGCAAAAUAUCCCAUCUAAGGACACUUCCUAAUGCUCUUAGGACCUUAAGAGUAAGUUGACCGUCUCCGUUGCUUUUUAGCAGAAGUGCAAGCCCUAAUUUACGCGUAAAAUUUCGUUGCAGUUGUAUUCGACGACAGAUGCCGGAGGAAUCCCUGAACAUGAAUUUCAAGACAAACCGAGAUUUCCAGGCGCUACGAAUUCCUGUUAUACCGAAAAAAUGGAUUUUGUCAAUCCCGAUGAUGGUCAAACGAUUCCUGUUUAUCGAGUCAUGGAUCGUAACGGAAAUGUUUUUGACGAAUCACACGAUCCUAAGGUAGAAUACCAGUGGGAGUGUUAGGGGCUUGGCCCGUCCCCUAAAAAUUUAAAUAAUGUAUUGAACAUACCAUUUUACAAUAAACAACCAUCAUCUUUCAUUAAAAUCGGAAUUUUAUAAAGGAAUUUAAACUUCUGCGUAUUUUGGUCAGGGAGAUAAAGCCAUCAAGACAGCGUUACUUUAUAGCACUAAGACUUACAUGGCACAUAACUGGGUCAAGAGUCACAACUGGUAGGAGGAAAAUCAGUUGAUUAUAUAUGGUGUUAUUCAGUUCUAUUAUUAGUUUUGAUAAGAAGUUUGGAACAUACAGAGUAGGAAAAUAUAAUUUAAACCAAGGAGAAAGAAAUAAACCACAGCAUGUACAAGCUUGACAAGGAAGUAAAAAAUUGAGAAAAAAUUAAUCAAAGUAGUGGUCAUGGCUGAACUUGAUCUCAGGCCUAUUGCAGGUCUUGUGCUAUGAUAUUUAGGCUCACCCAGGCGCGGAUCUUGAAUAGAUGCUGACUGAUUUCCUAAGGCGCUGAAAGCCCAAGCUUCUAGCGGGGUCUGGGGGCAUGUUCCUCAGGGAAAUUUUUGGGAUUUUAACUCCCCAAAGACUCAUUUCCAGUGUUUCUGAGUCAUUCAGACUGGGUACUUGCUGACUGUCCAAACCAUGUUCAGUUUUCAACUUGUGAAGUUUUGUCUUUUUACUAUAACUGUAUUAAUUUUAUUAUGAAAAAUCUGACCGCUUUUGGUAAAAUCAUGGAAACCGGUACUGAUCUGCGCCUGCCACCAAAUAGGCCCAGCACCUUUUAUAUGGGAAGGGUAGAGAUGGAGAUGGACAGAUGUGUUGUCUGGUAUGACUUUUUGGUGUACAGUAAACAUAAAUUAUUAAUUUUUUGAUAUGUAUUUUAGUAUUAUUUUUCUAUCAUUUUAUUUCCUACCUGUGCCAGCUGGACAAAGAGACAAUACAAGAUAUGUACAAGAAGAUGACCUUAUUAAAUACAAUGGACCGUAUUCUAUAUGAGUCACAGCGACAAGUAAGACUUACAGUGUGUCAAGUAAUUUUUAGUAAAACUUCCAGUAAAAAGUAUUGUUGAAUCUCCAUUAAGAAGCUACCCUUAUGGGAACCGGCAAGUGGUCGGUUAAUGGAGGUGACAACAAUAGGAGAACACUUGGAGGGAUGGCCAAAAGGUGGCUGCAGCCACUUGAUGGAGGUACAAAUGUAGCUAAUGGGGGUUUAAUUGACAAUAUUGUUCUGCAAUUUUGGUACUUUGAUUAAUGGCUGUUUAAUUGAGAGUGGCUACUUGUCAUUGUUCUCCCUAAAUUUUGGGGAGAAAGUUCAUGAAGGCUUUUAUUUUUUAGCAUCCUGUCAACCAAUAAAUGAGCGAAAAGUAUUUUAAAACGUCAAAACAAAGAACUGCACAAAUGAAGACUGCCUUUGCUGCUAGGGUCAAUUUAGUAACACGAGUUGUGGAAGUCGCAAACGUUUCCUGCUGGUUGAGAAAGUCUGGAAUUGAGAAUCACAGAAGCUCAUAAAAAAAUUAUUGUUAGUCUUGUUAGGAACCAGUCAGCAUUUAAAUAGAGUAAUCAGAGAGAAUAGUUGUGUAUACUUUUUGUUUUUCCAUAUUUACUUCCUUUUCUUGUGAGGAUUGGCUUGGAUCACAACUUACGUAUUUUUUGAAACAACUUAUUUACUGGUAAUGUUAGUGUUGCUUCAAGAGGUAAAUUUUACUGGUUACCACCUGAUAAGGAGAACACUGCACUUAUUGGGUAGCUGCUUAAUGGAGGUUCAACUGUAAUUAAACCUUCUACUCCAAAACUGAUAUAUUUAAACCAUCUAAUUUCAUAAAGAAGUUCCUCACAGAUAAAAAAUUUUAUAAUGCAGCACAAGCUUUUACUACACCUUUGUUAAAUUAUAGCUCACAAAAUUCAGGAAACCAUUUCUUUCAGCUGAGUGUGUAAAAACAUUUCUUUAAAUAUCAUUUAGGGACGAAUAUCAUUUUAUAUGACCAGCUACGGUGAAGAAGCUACUCACUUCGGUAGUGCUGCUGCUCUAUCGCCUGAGGAUGUAGUACUUGGUCAGUACCGUGAAGCGGGUGUGUUGAUGUGGAGAGGAUUCACUUUAGAUGAUUUCAUGAACCAGUGUUAUGCUAAUCAGAAUGACAAUGGAAAGGGACGACAAAUGCCUGUUCAUUAUGGCUCUACAGAACUCAACUUUGUCACUAUUUCAUCAACCCUUGCUACUCAAAUGCCACAAGGUUAGACCAGUUUUUAAAAAUACUAUGCUUUUAGUAUCUUUUAUAAUGAUAUUAACAGGGAUGUCACUAAGAUACUUCAAGUUGCCGGGUAAGUACAACAAGGAGGCAGGGAAUAAAACAGCUAGGGAUUUCUUGUGGUGCUAUUUUUCUUCUCUUUUCCUACGUAAGUAGCCAGCAACCACGUUCAUAGUAGCCGGGGGAAAUCCCCAGCCCCCGCCUUUAAAUGACAGCCCUGUAUUAAUUUUAUUGUAAUAGGUAAUUUCAAACAUUUCACCGUUUGUUUUUGUCAUGAAAAUUCCGAUAAUAAAGACAGAGAGGUAGUGGUAAUGAAGAAAGUUUGCUGUCAAGCUGAGAUCCACAACAGUUAUUUAAUUCUGAUGACUUAUGUUCUCUCAAAAUACAAUCACUCUCAAACAAAGAAAGUUUAAAAAAUCUAGUAGGCCCUACAUCAAUAAUCCUGUACCUUUUUAAAUGAUUAUUAUUAUUUUUUAAAAAAAUUAGAUAAAGGAUAUCAGUGACAAAGCAUCUUGUUAUUCUUCCGUUGCAGCAUCUGGCUAUGCCUAUGCAAUGAAAAGAGCGGGCACUGGAAACUGUGUCAUCUGUUACUUUGGUGAAGGAGCAGCCAGUGAAGGAGAUGCUCAUGCUGCACUUAAUUUCGCAGCAACUUUGGAAGCUCCUGCUAUUUUCUUCUGGUAAAAAGGCAUCUGUAGAAACACUUAGCUUUUUAUUCAUUAAAAGUUCUUCUGACUUUUUUUGGUGUAGUCUGAAAUGUCAGCCAACAGGAGCAAAGAGAUGGCUGACAUUUGAGACAAUUAUUACUGUUGGUAGAGUAUACCAAGCUUUUUUUAAUCGUGACCCAAGCAAAAAUAAUCCACAAUAAUUAGACCAUUUUUUAUUUUCCAAAACCCCUCACUUUCAAAAUGAGGUCAAGUGCUCAGAAAUGACCUAUUAAUUUCAUACAUGAUAAAAGCAAUCUUCAUCACUGAAACCUACAUUACAGAAUAAGAAUGGAAUAACUGAGAACAAGUCACUGUUUGAAAUGUAUGAUCUCAAGAGUCCCCACACUCUAUCCCCUUCCCUCGCAGAAAUCAGUACCUGUCUUAUGUGGGUUCGGUGGGGUGCGGGGACUUGUGCCGGUAUUGCAAGAUUGCUAAAGAAUCCAUUUUCAGAUAUUUCAUUUCUGUUCUCAUGACAAUCCAAAGAGUCUGAGAUCAAGACAUCUUGGAGUUUCCCCUCCCCACCCCCUCCCAAAAGAAUGCACCCUUAGUUGAAUUAUCAAUUUUUUGUAGAUUAAAAGUGACUGGUCUUUUCAAAAGCAACUUAACCUUUUGUCUGUGUCAACAGUCGUAACAAUGGCUAUGCAAUAUCUACCCCUACGGUUGAUCAAUACAGAGGGGAUGGAAUAGGUGUGUAAACUAGUAUUGUUUAUAAAAGUUAAAAGUCAUCACACAAUAGUAUUUCAGUGAAUUCCCAGCUGAGAUUGACCACAUCAUUUCACAUCAUCCUUCUCAAGGAUCUGAAAUUGCCGUAUUUCUAAUCAUUAAAUGGCUGAAGAUCAAGCUAAUCCUUUGUUUUGAUUGCCUAACCAAGCAAGCAAAGGAGGCCUAUCUUGCCUGCUUUAUUUCUGCUGUAAUUGUUUUCUUUUAGCUGCAUACAGUUGACUCUCUCUUAACCAACACCUCUAUAAGAUGGACAUCUCUAUAAAACGGACACCUAGAGUUGGUUACUACCUUUCUUUACCCUCUUUAUUUGACUCUCUCUAAGACAGACAUCUCCUUCUUAGAAAGAGUUGACUGUAUUUAGAAUAAAUCCAUUAUUGACCAAGCUUGUUGAUGUAGGUGGCUAGAAAUUGGUGCCUUUGCCAUAGUAUAAGCAAGAACGUAGGCAUUUUCAAGCUAUCUUGACCUCACACUUGGUCAUCUUGCAUUUUUUUUUCAGCUGGGCGAGGCCAGGGCUAUGGUAUGAUGGCAAUUCGUGUGGAUGGCAAUGACGUCUUUGCAGUUUAUAACGUAACAAAAGCAGCACGUAAUAUCGCAGUUAAUCAACAAAGACCUGUUUUGAUUGAAGCCAUGACUUACAGGUUAGACAGAGAAGUAUAUUGUUCUCUUGAAAAAAAAAUUAUACUUUGAUCUCCUCCACACUGUGAAAUUCCAGUAUGGAUGCUGUUAGAAUCAGAAAGUAUGUUUAUUUUGUGGACUGCACUCAUAAUGAGGAUGGUGUUUUUCAAGAAAAUGCAUAGGUUUUCCCACUUUUAAUUCCUUAACCUAGGACAUCUAAAAUCUCAACCCUAGUAAUUAUUUUCUACUAAAAUUUCUCUUAUAGUGUAUUACCGAUGAUGAGUUUUGCAGCAGGUUUUGUACAAAGUAACAUACUUUUGCAGACCCAAAUUUUGUUAAUCUCCAUUGCCAGUGAUGCAAGCUUACUGCCCACUUUUUUUUUUCUGUUAAUAGUUGAGAAUAAUAUUCGUAUUUGCCCUGAGUUGUUUCAGGGCUGACAGUUAAUUCUUCAGGGCCUGGUUACACAGCACAACCUAACAUUAAGUGCAAAUUUUUUAUUAAAUGACGGAGGCACCCAAUGACUUUUUUUGGUAAAAUAACUGUUCUAAGGAGCAAAUAUUGCCUAAAAUUUUCCAAAUCUCAACAAAGACUAAAAAUAUCUGGAUAGUCACUCUACUCGCUAAGAUAUUUGGAGUUUUUCUAGUAACUUACCUGCGAUUUUUAGAGGUUGUGUUUUUUCGUAUUUUAUAACCAAGAUAUCGCUAUUUUUGUAAAAAAAAAUAAGGUCUCUUGAAAAUUUUGUUAGAAAAACAUCACCUAGGCUACACCGUGUCCUCAAACUUUUGACCAGGCCCAUCAGGGUGGCUAACAAUUUUGCAUGAAUCGAAAAAAUUAAGCCACCUAAAACUUCUGAGAUGAUCAUAGUUCCCCUACGACAUCCAAACAGAUAAAUAGUUUUCAGGGCAGCUCCAAAUUAACCAAUCAGACUUCUUAAGCAUGGAGAAAACCAUCCGAAACACUUCUGACAUAAUUGGGAACAUCAUUUUGGUAGUUGGGCGCAACUAAACUGUUCCCUGAGUUGUGAAGGAUUUUCUCUGCUCCUUUUCAUUUCCCUACUCUUGUAAUCUGCCUUUAGCCAAGUAAUCCAUAAUACCAUCCAUUGUAACUUUCUUACCCUCCUUUUUGACAGAAUUGGUCAUCAUAGCACUAGCGAUGAUUCUUCAGUUUAUCGCUCUUUGAAAGAAGUUAAUUACUGGGACAAGGAAGACCAUCCUAUUGGAAGGCUCAGGUUUGUAAAUGGUAGCUUGAAAUUUCCAUAAUACCAGGAUUUGUACUACUUUUUUUUCUCAGAGAGUAGCUUCCCUGAUUGACUUUUUAACCCUUUAACCCCCAAUAUCUGCAGAUAAAUUCUCCCAAAUGAUCUCUGUACAUUUUCUUUCAGAAUUAUUUGGGAGAAGUUGAUAAAAUAUCAAAGCAUUUUUUUCUUAGUGAGUUGUGGCUCAAUACAUUUAUUUAUCCUUGCGUCAAUUUUUUCUUCAUGUUCCAUAACUAUCUUGGCAUUCAUUUUAUCCAGAAAAACCUUGGAAAAAUAAUUAUAAAAGAGAAAAUCUGUAAAAGAUGCGUGACAAAUCUGACGAUGUUGGUUUGAAUGAAUGAAUAGAAAUGAUUGCAAGCUAACUUUUACAGACAAAAAUAUAGUGUAAAAAACAACCUUAAAUUCCAUUUUUGAUGUGUGAUGCAUGCCCUUUAGAAAAAAAAUGAUGUCUUGGAAAGACCUUAAACUUUCUGGACUCAGGAACGGUAUUUUUAAAUUACCUAGAAAUUACAUGGAGAAAAAAGAAUGGUGGGAUAAGGAGAUGGAGGAAGAGUGGAAACGUGAUGCUCGUCAGCAAGUUAUGCAAGCAUUUUCAAGAGCUGAAAAAGCACUAAAGCCGCCUGUCAGGGACAUGUUUACUGAUGUCUAUGACACCCUACCAGCUCGCUUGAAAAAACAACAUGAGGAAUGCAUGGAACAUGUAGCAAAAUAUCCACAUGAGUAUCCCACUGAACUCUAUGCUCAAGAUAAGUAAAUCAGGAUUGUUAAAUUUUUGAGAAUGUCUGCUUCAGUAUCCUGCAUUGGCAAAAGUUUCAAUGACUAGAUUAAUAAUAUUAUUGUACAACAUCUACAACAGAAAAGAUCAAGUGUUGUCAUCGUUUCGCUGUUCUUCAAGAUCCAUUUUAUUCUCAGUGUCUCAGUAGUAUUCUAACGGUUCAAGUUAAGUUCACGCGUCGAAAUCGGCUUGCCUCUUUUCACUUCUACAUUUCAAGGAUUAAUAGUGUGAUUACAGAAUGACUCGCUGAAAAAGGAAAAACCCAAAUAUCCUGAUGAGAAAUUCGCUCAAAGGAUGAAAACACUCUUGGAAAAAGCAACUUACUCUGGCGUGAAUUGUCUCCGGGUCUUCGUUUCUAAUCUGAAUUCUUCUGUUCAUGUCAACUGCUAGCUCAAAACUGAAUUUUAAAACAUAGCGGUCGAAUGCAAAAUACCCUUAGGGAAUUUAAGGGACGUGUUGCUAUCAGCAACGGAUUUAAUUUAUAACAUCAAGUGUUUAACUGUUGGUGAAGGAACACUAUCUUAUCUCUUAGUACUACAAGAAAUCAACACAAUGUAAAAUUUCCAAGGACUGUUACCAUAGUGAGCAUCAAGUUCACAUUUUAAUUUGCUGUAGGUAUAGCAAAAUGGUGUUAACUCUUUUGUGCAAAGGUUUCUCAGGUAUUUAAGUUGUUACUGUGUAACCCCUAGUUUAAAAUAGGUAGAUAUUUAAAAAAAUUAUAUAAACUGAGAGUUCAGUCCCAGUUGAAUUUAAAUUUGCAACAACAGUACAGUCGGUGUGGAAGGUUUCUGUGGAAUACUUUGUUGACCAAAGUGAAAGUUUUUCCAUCUUGCAGUCAGUAAACAUUAUUUUGUUGUGUGGGAGACCCUACUGCUUGAUUCAAAUUUUGUAUUAACUGCAGAAGAAAAUAUAGAAACAAGUUAAGGAAUAAAUGAUCUUUGCUUGUCGAUUGUUAUAUUGAAGUUUUUUACAGUGGCUUUUGAGUACCAAGUGAAAUAUCUGUUGGAAGGUGUGUGGAAUGGUAUGAUGUUUGUAAAAUCUCAUUUUUUACUUAUGAACCUUCUGGAAGAGAAAUGUAACAUGGUGGUAAAAUAUUUUUACAACUGCUCUUAGCUACAAUAUGUCAAAUUUAGCAUUGGCCUGUCAAGUGGAAAAUUAAAUGUGGAGUUGAGGAG